AUGGCGGACGGAGAAGAGGACAAUCGCAUCAGCGCCUUCAUUGAGCUGACCGGCGCCGACACCGACGAGGCUCGUGAAUAUCUGGAACGGACCAAUGACUCGGUCCGAAAUGCCGUCGCAGCCUACUACGCCGACCAAGACGAAGAGAUCGCUGAGGAAAGAGACGGUGAGAGAGAGUACGGAGAGUCGAAUACCGCCUCAGCAAGCAACGCAGAGACUCCCUACACCGGCCCGCGGACUCUCGACGGCCGUCCCGCUCCACAGUAUGCCUCAGCCUCAUCAUCAUCAGCGCCCAAGAAAGCCGUGAAGAAGAAGGGACUGGCCACUCUCAGCUCACUUGGCGGAGGUCACGAUCAUGACGAUGAUGACGAUGACGACGAUGAUGACUACGAAGAGGGCAAAGGACCUCGAGAUCUAUUUGCAGGGGGCGAGAAGUCCGGUUUGGCCGUCCAAGACCCCUCGCAGGGCCCGUCGAAUGCUCAGAAGGUGAUCAAGGAUAUUCUUGCCAAGGCCAAAGCCAACGCCCAGCGUCCAGAUGCCGAUCCGGCCGCCCCUGGCCCUUCAAGAAGCGCCCACUUCCGAGGCUCUGGCCAGACCCUCGGAGGCGAUGGCGUAGAGUCACGAGUAAUCCCCGACCCCUCAGGCAACCCGAUUCCCCGUGCGCAACCGGCCCGUCCAAACGACCCCCCUCAAGAGCGCGUUCUGCAUUUGUGGCAGGAUGGAUUCAGCAUCGACGAUGGCGAGCUGCGUCGCUUCGACGACCCUAACAACGCGAUGGACCUACAGAUGAUCCGACAGGGAAGAGCUCCGCUGCACCUGAUGAACGUACGAUAUGACCAACCAGUGGAUGUCAAGCUUCAGCAACACGAUGAGAACUGGCGUCCUCUGCCGAAGGUAUACAGACCGUUUGGAGGGGAGGGAAGACGACUGGGCAGUCCUGUUCCAGGAGAGCCGAGCGUUGCAACACCUCCUGCUGCUGCAAGCACACAGCCAGCUGCGAGCACCAGCAGCGCAGCUCCGACUUCUACGACGGUGGACGAGUCUCAGCCUACCAUCAUGAUCCGCAUUCAGAUGCCCGACGGGACCAGACUUCCGGCGAGGUUCAACACGUCUCAGACUGUUGAGGAUGUGUACGGCUUCGUCCAGCGCGCCUCGCCCGAGACUAGGAGUAGGGCGUGGGUUCUUGUGACGACCUUCCCGAACAAGGACCACACUGACCGCAGCUUGGUAUUGGGCGAGGUUCAGGAGUUCAAGCGAGGAGGCACUGCGGUGGUCAAAUGGGUGUAG
Phaeoacremonium minimum UCRPA7 is the source of this 1287-nucleotide messenger RNA. RefSeq names its product putative ubx domain-containing protein. Gene Ontology annotation, molecular function: ubiquitin binding. Bases 1 to 1287 code for a protein of 428 amino acids. NCBI's taxonomy places the organism in Eukaryota, Fungi, Ascomycota, Sordariomycetes, Togniniales, Togniniaceae. Gene Ontology annotation, biological process: Golgi organization; autophagosome assembly; proteasome-mediated ubiquitin-dependent protein catabolic process. The record is from RefSeq and is a predicted model, not a curated record. Gene Ontology annotation, cellular component: nucleus; cytosol. The transcript has 3 exons.